AUGGAAAAAAAUCACCAAAUACUGAAAUAUGCUAAUCCUUUUGCCAUAAGCAAGGAAUUAAAAUCGUACAUGUUAAAAGUGAUGGAUGAAUAUAAAAAACAUUUUGAAAAAUCUUUCAUUAAAAAUUGUAAUUUAGAUGAUAAUAUAAAUGUAAUUAGAGAUUUGAUAUUAGAUGAACAAAAUAAUUAUAAUGAAGAUAUAUUUCUGAAAAUUCAAAAAAGUUUUCAUAUGUAUGAUUUCUUCAAUUUAUCGUUGUUAUUUCCAAUAAAAGUUUUUAAAAAAACUGACAAGACGUUGAUUCAGCUAAUUUCUGAGGAUACCAAUUUGAGUGACCUGGAAUUAAUCCAAGCUGUUCUUAAAAAUAUAGAAAACAACAAUAUGGAUAAAUUAAACUUCUUUUACGUAGAAAAUAUAAUUUUUGAAUUAUUAGAUGAAAUAAUACGACAGGUUAUUUGUGAAUAUCCCAAGAGAGGAUUUGCCGUAUUAUUAAUAACGAACGAACUACAAAAGAAUAUUAAUUAUUAUAAAAAUUUGAUAGAUAUAAUUGAGCACAAUAAUGAGAUGAAUACUCAAGGAUUCAAGGAGAUGAACGAAAAGAAUAAUUUAAUUCUUCAAGAUUUGUUAGUUGAGGAAAAUAAAUUGAAGGAGAAAUUAAUUGACGUACAAACUAGAUUGGAAUUAUUAAAAGAAGAAAAUAAAAAAAAGCUUCAGGAAAAUAAGAAUAAGAAGGAAAUACAGUAUGAUUUAUUAAAACAUAAUGAAUCGUUACUAGAUAAAAUUAAAGAAAUUUAUGAUAAGAAAGGAGAAAUAUAA
Messenger RNA from Plasmodium falciparum 3D7, 813 nucleotides. Its product is annotated as putative dynein light chain. The record is from RefSeq and is a predicted model, not a curated record. Lineage: Eukaryota; Apicomplexa; Aconoidasida; Haemosporida; Plasmodiidae. Gene Ontology annotation, cellular component: cytoplasm.